AUGGCAACAUUACCCCAAAGUGGAAUAUUGAUUGAACAUUGUAAGUUUGCCAUUGUCAUUGAGGCAAUGGUAUGUGCUGAACAACAUGGUGCAUUGAAGAUGGCUUGUGGCACAUUUGCAAAGACAUUGGAGGAUAUGCAGAGAACUUAUCCAAAUGAUAAGUUGGGUUCAGUCGUGGCAUUUGGUCAUAAUCUUUGGAAGAGUAUCGGUUGCAAGGGAGGACCAGACCUCAAGAACUUUGAGCCGAUGGGUGUGGCGCCAGCGACACAACGCGACCUGCUCAUACACAUACAGUCACUGCGCCACGACAUCAACUUCACGCUGGCACAGCAUGCCAUUCGCGCGUUUGGCAACGCAAUCAAGGUGCAGGAGGAGACACACGCCUUCCGCUGGGUGGAGGAGCGUGACCUGAGCGGCUUCAUCGACGGCACUGAGAACCCCAAGGGCGCCAAGGUAGCCAAGGUCGCGCUUGUCAGCAAGGAGGACGACCCCGACAGUGAGUGUGGCAGCUACGUCCUUGUGCAAAAGUGGGAGCACAACCUGGUCGAGUGGGCCAUGUAUCCCGAGCAGCAACAGGAGCGAAUGAUCGGUCGCACCAAGAAGGACAGUGUCGAGUUGGACGAUGACAAGCGCAACGAAACAUCACACGUGGCACGCGUUGACUUGAAGGAGAAUGGGCAGGGUCUCAAGAUACUCCGACACAGUCUGCCCUAUGGCACCGUGAGUGGCAAGCAUGGACUCUUCUUCAUCGCCUACAGUGGAAGAUUGUACAACAUUGAACGACAGCUACAGAGUAUGUUUGGACAGUUGGAAGAUGGCAAGACUGAUGACAUCCUCAAGCUGUCCACACCCGUCAGUGGUGGAUAUUACUUUGCGCCCUCCAUCAGUAAACUAGCAUCCAUC
Messenger RNA from Acytostelium subglobosum LB1, 903 nucleotides. RefSeq lists its product as hypothetical. The transcript has a single exon. The annotation marks the transcript as partial. Gene Ontology annotation, molecular function: peroxidase activity; heme binding. The record is from RefSeq and is a predicted model, not a curated record. Lineage: Eukaryota; Evosea; Eumycetozoa; Acytosteliales; Acytosteliaceae. Gene Ontology annotation, cellular component: cytosol.